CUUAAAUCGUUCCUAAAAGAYGGUGGUUGUGCAUUGCAUAYUCGUGUUAAGAUUUUUGUGCUUGUUCCUUUAAUCUUCUUCCAUUCCUUCCUCGUCGUCAUCGUCUUCUUCUUCCUCUUCUAAUUGCUCCUUGGCCCAUUCCUCUGCAGAUUUCAACAAGUCUUUUGGAACACCCUUGUGGGUCCAGUUGGUAGCUUCGCAAAUCCAGCUCACUUCUAUCUCGAUGGGCUUGGCAUCCUUUUGYUCCUGGUGCAAGAGGUGAAGGAUUCUCAAGAUUUGCUUGACGGCUUCCUCCGCCGGGAUCGGCGUCUUGUGUAAAUUGAGUUUUUCCAGUUCCGUCUUGGCGGCUUGCUUGCCCUUGCCGGUAGCCACRCCGUAAUACUUGUAAGGGGCUCCGUUGGGCUCUAGCAGUUGCAGGGAGCAUUCCUUCGUAUCGGGAUCGUAUCCAGCCAGGACGACCGCCGCUCCRAAGGGACGAAGAGCRCCGUGCAGCGUAAAGUAAUGCGCAUAUUGACCGAGUCGAUCUCCCAAGACCUCGGGGGGGAUCUUGCUUCCGUAUUGCUCCUCCCAGUCGGCGGCCUCUUCCACAGUGCGUUGGACCAGGACCCGGGCGUCGGGAAGGAAGCCCGUCGAGGCGCAGCCCACGUGGGUGUCGCACGUGUGAAUUCGCUUGUAGGAACCCGUCGUGGCCACCACCAUUUUGUGAUUGAUGGGUUUUGCGCAUCCCAGAACAACUCCAUCGCUGCACUUGAUGCCCAGAACGGGGCCGGCAUUUUCGACGGCCUUGGUCGCAUACUCAACUUGAAAGAUCCGACCAUCGGGCGAGAAGGUCGCUGACGAAAGAUCGUAACCCGAACCUGAAGAUGCCAUCUUUUGUCUAUACUACUGGAAUUUUACGAUUAUGCAAUUAUCGAAUGUCUAGUUUGAUUUGGGAGAGGGUUGGUUUGUUUGCAUUGAUAGAUCAGAGAGCAAGUGGGAUAGGCCAGAUCGCAUUUGGACAAAGGUUUUUUAACUUGGCACGAAAUGAAGGACAAACAGGUGC
Pseudo-nitzschia multistriata is the source of this 1042-nucleotide messenger RNA. The record is from the annotation of a GenBank genome assembly. NCBI's taxonomy places the organism in Eukaryota, Bacillariophyta, Bacillariophyceae, Bacillariales, Bacillariaceae.